AUGCAACAACUUCUCAGACCAUUUCAGCUGACAAGAGGAUUUACUAGUGCUGUAAAGAACUUCAGGCAAUGGAGAUUAAUUGAAACAAGAAACGUUGCAAAACAGCCGGACUACCAAGUUGGUGAUGUCAAGCCUCUGCACAUGCCAAAAGAGAGAAAGAAGUUUCCAGACUAUAAAUACGGUGAAUCCAAUAUCUUUAAACAAAGUAAUAAAGGUUUAUAUGGUGGAUCUUUUAUUCAAUAUGGUAACAAUAUUUCCGAAAGUAAAGCCAAAACAAGAAAGAAAUGGUUACCCAAUAUUGUGAAAAAGGGUUUAUGGAGUGAAACUUUGAAUAGAAAGAUUAGUAUCAAGAUGACUGCCAAAGUGCUAAAAACCAUCAGCAAAGAAGGUGGGAUUGAUAAUUAUUUGACAAAGGAGAAGGCCGCAAGAAUUAAAGAACUAGGACCCACAGGAUGGAAGUUGCGUUAUAGAGUCUUGAAAAGAAAAGACGCUAUAGAGAACUAUCCACAUAAGGAUGCCCCUAUUUUAGAAACGGCCGAUGGCAAAAAUGUCAAAGUAUAUUAUGAUGAAGUAAUUAACGGCACGCCAAGAAAGAUAUCAGUUGGAAGAAGGAAACUGUUGGCCUUUUUAUAUCCCUUGGAAAAAUUGGAACACAAGUCUAUCGGGAAAGAUCUAGACCACAAAAGAUUUGUGGAGCUGUUUGCUAACGUUCCAGUUAAGGAUAUCGUAUCGAAAUUGGAAGAGCAUGACUUUGAUUUGUCCACAAUUUCCGUAUAG
Molecule: messenger RNA, 777 nt
Organism: Saccharomyces eubayanus
Lineage: Eukaryota; Fungi; Ascomycota; Saccharomycetes; Saccharomycetales; Saccharomycetaceae
Gene: MRPL24
Product: mitochondrial 54S ribosomal protein bL28m
Exons: 1
Coding region: 1-777 (258 amino acids)
Cellular component (GO): mitochondrial large ribosomal subunit
Molecular function (GO): structural constituent of ribosome
Source: RefSeq, a predicted model, not a curated record